This is a messenger RNA of Osmia bicornis bicornis, 1299 nucleotides long. RefSeq lists its product as uncharacterized. The transcript is spliced from 2 exons. Lineage: Eukaryota; Metazoa; Arthropoda; Insecta; Hymenoptera; Megachilidae. The record is from RefSeq and is a predicted model, not a curated record. Bases 1 to 1299 code for a protein of 432 amino acids.
AUGAAUCCGCAAGACCGUUUGUCGCUGGUAAAAAAGGUAGGCGUGUGUACAGCAUGUCUAAAUUCAGGUCAUGAAGUUGCAGCCUGCAAGUCAAACUUUCGCUGCCUGGUUUGCGAGGCCAAUCACCACACAUCGUUACACGAUGCCUUUCGGGAAGAUCAACCAUCGUCAUCCAAGGCAAAUAUAAUUACACCGAGCACGAGUGCUGCUUAUACGGUCCGAUCUCAACGGGUGAUUUUGUUGGCAACCGCGCGGGUCCGCUUGGAGUCGACUGAGGGUCGCACUUUAGACGUCAGGGCUCUUUUAGAUCCAGGCUCUGAGUCGUCAUUUGUUAGCGAGAAGGUCGCGCAAUCGCUCCAGCUACAGCGGAAAAGUGUGAGGGUGUUACUCACCGGUUAUCAGGAGAAGAGCGUCGGGAUGGCCAAACACGAAGUCUCCGUCGAGCUUACGUCCUGCGCAGACAGCGACUUCCGCAUCACUCUUAACGCGUUGGUGACAAGGAAAGUCACCUCUCCAACUCCGUCUCAUCCAGUGGAGGACCAUCCAUGGAUUCACAUGCGGGGAUUGCCGCUGGCCGAUCCGGAGUUUAGAUUACCACGUAGAGUCGACGUACUUCUUGGAGCUGACGUUUGUGGGUACCUUUUCUUGGAAAAUAAGGUAGGCCCUCCUGGAACUCCGUCGCUGGUCCGCACGCCGUUUGGAUGGUCCCCUUUGGGGCCGGUUUCGACCUCCGACGAUCCAGCUUCAGGGGUGGCUCGGGUGCAACUCAUCCGAGGCCUGGAUGAUCUCCGAAACGACCUGCAAAGAUUUUGGGAGCUUGAGGAGGUCCCUUCGAAGUCUCCGUGGAGCCCUCAAGACACAGCUUGUGAGGAGUAUUUCAAGGAAACGCACUCACGUGAUGAACUAGGUCGUUACGUGGUGCGGCUCCCAUUUCUGAAGGCUACACCCGAAGACAUCGGAGUACCGCGACGUGCCGCUCUUCAACGGUUUCUGGCUGGCGAACGAAGAUGGGAGAAGGACUCCUUUUUGCAAACAUCUUAUGCGGGCUUCAUGGAGGAGUAUCGGAGACUGGGCCACAUGGAACCAGCCUCCAAGUAUGAUGUCGCUAACGCCAACUACCUGCCUCACCAUGCAGUCUGGAAAACCACCGGGCAACAGACCUUCGCUGAACCAGGCUCUUGCGUCAGGACCACGUCUGCAGUCCGACCUUUGGCUGGUGCUCACUCGGUGGAGGUUCCCGAGAUGCGUAUUUUCUACGGACAUAGUAAAGAUGUUCCGUCAGAUAGCCGUCCAUCCUGA